Acanthopagrus latus (yellowfin seabream) is the source of this 2682-nucleotide messenger RNA. It is a transcript of the gene celf5a, whose product is annotated as cugbp, Elav-like family member 5a. The record is from RefSeq and is a predicted model, not a curated record. The transcript is spliced from 12 exons. Gene Ontology annotation, biological process: regulation of alternative mRNA splicing, via spliceosome; mRNA splice site recognition. Gene Ontology annotation, cellular component: cytoplasm; ribonucleoprotein complex; nucleus. Gene Ontology annotation, molecular function: mRNA binding. Lineage: Eukaryota; Metazoa; Chordata; Actinopteri; Spariformes; Sparidae. The coding region runs from base 121 to 1743 and encodes 540 amino acids.
CUGUGUGUGCGUGUGUGUUGUGUGUCGGAUAGAAAGUCAGCCUGGUUUCCAGCUGAGUGCUUGCUCUCUCACAGUGUGUGUGUGUGUUGUCAUUAUUAUCCACUCUGCUCCCAGCUCAGAAUGGCCAGAUUCACUCAGACUGAAACAAGAAGGCAGCACCAUCCACAGCAGCCCCAGCCCGCUCACUCCAGCCUGGUUUUCACCGGACCGGGGGCGCCACCGACCCAACAACCACUACUACUUAUCCCACACCAGCACCAGUACCCUCAGAUCACAUUUCCGAAACCCAUGAACGGGUCAGAACCCAUUUCAAUUCAUCCGGAGAGCGGCAACAUGAAAGACCAAGAUGCCAUUAAGCUGUUUAUCGGGCAGAUACCGCGGAACUUGGAGGAAAAAGACCUGAAACCUCUGUUUGAACAGUUUGGGAAAAUCCACGAACUGACAGUUCUCAAGGACCGAUACACCGGCAUGCACAAAGGUUGUGCAUUCCUCACCUACUGCGCCAGAGAGUCGGCCAUCAAAGCCCAGAACGCCCUCCAUGAACAGAAAACACUGCCAGGGAUGACUCGCCCCAUCCAGGUGAAACCGGCCGACAGCGAGAGCCGUGGAGAAGACAGGAAGUUGUUCGUCGGGAUGCUGAACAAACAACAGACCGAGGAGGACGUCUACCGUCUCUUCGAACCCUAUGGAGUCAUCGAGGAGUGCACGGUCCUAAGAGGUCCUGACGGAAACAGCAAAGGUUGCGCCUUCGUCAAGUUCUCCACACACACCGAGGCUCAGUCUGCAAUCAGUGCCCUCCACGGCAGCCAGACCAUGCCAGGUGCUUCCUCCAGCUUGGUGGUCAAGUUCGCCGACACAGACAAGGAGCGCACCAUCAGACGUAUGCAGCAGAUGGUCGGGCAGUUUGGCAUCUUCAACCCAGCCAUCGCACUUCCCUUCAGCACCUACAGCUCUUACGCACAUGCGCUCAUGCAGCAGCAGGCAGCCAUCAUGGCAGCAAGCCACGGAGGUUACCUCACGCCCAGCGUGGCCUUCCCCACCACGCAGAUCCACCAGAUGGGGGCGCUCAACAUCAACAGCCUCCCACCCACCCCCAUGACCCCGGUGUCGGGUGAGUUUCAUCAAACCCUGGCAGGCCUCAGUUCUCCACCAGCCAACAUCACCACCUCCGCCGUGCCCAGCAUCGUCACGCCCAUCGUCAACGGAUUCACCGGCAUCCCCCAUCAGCCCAACGGACACCCCGCUGUGGAGACUGUGUACACCAACGGCCUGCCGCCCUACUCCACCCAGAGCCCCACCGCUGCCGACACACUCCAGCAAGCCUUCACCGGAGUACAGCAAUACACAGGUGUGAGACAGGAAUGCUCUGUUUGCUAUGCGAUCUACCCAGCCACCACGCUGACUCCCAUUGGCCAGACACUGCCCCAACCACCCCAGGUCAUCCAGCAGCAGCAGCAGAGAGAAGGUGAGGGUCCCGAGGGCUGUAACCUGUUCAUCUACCACCUGCCACAGGAGUUUGGAGACAACGAACUCAUGCAGAUGUUUCUGCCCUUCGGCACCGUCAUCUCCUCUAAAGUCUUCAUGGACCGGGCAACCAACCAGAGCAAGUGCUUCGGCUUCGUGAGCUUCGACAACCCUGCUAGUGCACAGGCAGCUAUUCAAGCCAUGAACGGCUUUCAGAUCGGGAUGAAGAGGUUGAAAGUCCAGCUAAAGAGACCGAAGGAUGCCAGCCGCCCUUACUGACACAGCCUACUUUCAGUAUUCAUUGCAGCAGCACAGGUUUUAGAGGACACGUGAAGUUAUCUCGGAGGAGUUAAACUUUUUUUCUUUGAAAAGCAAAAUAUGUUUUAAAAAAAAUCAACACAUAUGGAAUUUUUUGAAGACAUAUCAGCAUUUACUUAUGAAGAUAUAGGUUAUGGCAGAAGAAGACGAAGAUGAAGGAGAAGAAGAAGAAGAAGAAGACGUGAAAAGAGGAGGAGGAGGAGGAGGCGCUUCACCGGGGGACUUAACAGUAACAGAUGGCACAGUGCAAGAACGACGCGAAGAGAGAGAGAAAAAAAAAAACUGAAAAAAGAUGCGACGAGACUGAACAACAGAACUUUUUUUCUUGUUGAGACUUGAAUUGUUAAUUAAGCAACAAACUAACAAACAAAAAAGCAGCAACAACAGAUAGAUUUCUAUAUACAUAUUAUAUACACAUAUAUAUAAGGAAAGAGGCGCUUGUGGCUUUUACUGUACUGGACAAAUGAGGGUUAAAACUUGAAGAUCAAGAAACACAGUGGAAAAAAAAGGAGCUUAUUCUAUACGUCCACUGACAGACUUUCUUUCUCUUUCCCUCUUUCUCUUUUUCUCUCACCGUCUCUCAGCAAGCGCAGAGCUAUGACUCUUGGAGGUCACUGAGGUUUCCAUUAACAACAGUAGAACUGCAAAUCUUUCACCCCUAAGGGACCAAAGGACCAAACAUUUUUAUUGUUCUGAACAGUAAUAUAUAGUAUUAAAUGAUACUAAUACUACAAACUACUACUAAUAAUAUUACAAGUUAAACUUAAGAAGAAAUUACUAGCUUCAGGUUGAAAAAAAAAAAAAGAGGAAAGGGGGUUUUAGUUUAUUUUCCUUUUACAUUUAUAGCUACUGGGUUUGAGGAUAUUAAAACAAAACAGAAAAAAAAAUGUAUUAAAAAAA